AUGACCUUCUAUUUUCUUCCUUUUCUAGACAUCUGUUUUUUCUUCCUUUUUAGAGACAUCUGUUUUCUUCCUUUUUCGACGUCUGUUUUCUUCCUUUUUUCUGUUUUCUUCCUUUUCGACGUCAGUUUUCUUCCUUUUUCGACGUCUGUUUUCUUCCUUUUCUCGACGUCUGUUUUUCUCCCGUUUUCGACGCGUCUUUUUUCUCCGUUUCGACGUCUGUUUUUCUCCCGUUUUCGACGUCUGUUUUUCUCCUUUCGAGACGUCUGUUUUUCUCGACGUCUGUUUUUUCCCGUUUCUCGACGUCUGUUUUUCUCCCUUUUCGAGACGUCUGUUUUCUCCUUUCGAGACGUCUGUUUUUCUCCCUGUUUUUUUCGAGACGUCUGUUUUUCUCCCUUUUCGAGACGUCUGUUUUUCUCCCUUUUUCGAGACGUCUGUUUUUCCCUCGACGCCUGUUUUUUCCCGAGACGCGUCUGUUUUCUCCUUUUCGAGACGUCUGUUUUUUCCCCUUUUCGAGACGUCUGUUUUUCUCCCUUUUCGAGACGUCUGUUUUUCUCCCUUUUCGAGACGUCUGUUUUUCUCCCUUUUCGAGACGUCUGUUUUUCUCCCUUUUCGAGACGUCUGUUUUUCUCCCUUUUCGAGACGUCUGUUUUUCUCCCUUUUCGAGACGUCUGUUUUUCUCCCUUUUCGAGACGUCUGUUUUUCUCCCUUUUCGAGACGUCUGUUUUUCUCCCUUUUCGAGACGUCUGUUUUUCUCCCUUUUCGAGACGUCUGUUUUUCUCCCUUUUCGAGACGUCUGUUUUUCUCCCUUUUCGAGACGUCUGUUUCCAUUCAUCUAGAAUUAGUUUGUGA
Messenger RNA from Acanthosepion pharaonis, 849 nucleotides. The record is from the annotation of a GenBank genome assembly. Lineage: Eukaryota; Metazoa; Mollusca; Cephalopoda; Sepiida; Sepiidae.